Molecule: messenger RNA, 518 nt
Organism: Oncorhynchus masou masou (cherry salmon)
Lineage: Eukaryota; Metazoa; Chordata; Actinopteri; Salmoniformes; Salmonidae
Product: ankyrin repeat domain-containing protein 1-like
Exons: 5
Coding region: 69-422 (117 amino acids)
Source: RefSeq, a predicted model, not a curated record
AACAGAAUUGACACUGACCACUUUGGAAGUUGAGCCACUGGACUACUCACCACACAGACGGACUAGAUAUGGGACUGAAUAGCGUUGAAAAGCUGGUCACUGGUAAGAGGUGUGAGGGGAAGGGGGCAGGCGAGCACCUGUCAGGAGCGUUUUCAAAGAGUCUGUACGAGGCAGCCGUCAACCAGGAGAAACAGGAUGCCCAGAGGUCACACAAAGACUUCAUCCCAGAAGAGAAUGAGAACAACACUCAGGAGGAGAUCACAGUUGUCAAUCUCAAUACAGACAAAUCAGGCCGGGUGAAGAUAGAGACCGUGGAUGACCUUUUCAACAUCGCGAAACUGAGGAAGAGGAGGAGGGAGAGGAAGGUGCAGAACAAGAAAGAACCUGAGCCAGAGAUCAUUUGGAUGAAGACACGUUCCUGAAAGCAGCAAUGGAGAAUAAGUUGCUUGUGAUUGAGAAUUACCUGUCAGGUGGAGGUGACCCCAACGUCAGUGAUCAUUUCCUAAGGACAGCGCUAC